AUGCAUCCCUAUCCAGCCCUUGUCGUCGCUUGGCUCUUUUUCACUUUUCUUGCAGACACCCUGGUUGAAGCUGCACGUUAUAAUCGCAAUACCAACAGUGUAUGUUCAUCGCCCAUCGGUUUGACGAGAUCACAGAUCAGCUUGGAAAACUACGAAGCUGGGUUGCCUGGGCCCGGAGACGGUGUUGUUGAACGCUGCGUCGGUGGUCCUGCCUGGUCAGUGUACAACAAGAGUCCUCCUGAGGAAUUCUACCCCUACAACGCCGAAACCACGUUCCAACUCCCCGUCAGCUAUGAUUUACUGUACAUGAUAACUCGCGGCGGUACGAACAUUGGAAGCGUCAACAUCGUCAGCUCAAAUGUCGUCAAAAAUACGGCUGACGUCCUUGUGCACGUCGGUUACUACACACAGCAGGCAUUGGAUUAUGCCAAUGUCUGUCUGCUGAACAAAGGGAUGAAUACUCAAGGUGUCGGCAUUUAUACGCCCGACAAUUGGAUUCCUUCUGAGCAGGAGGGCCGCAUGCACUUUGAUGUCACAGUGACAUUUCCUGCUACUUCGGACGGCAAGCCCCUGCGGAUCAAUAACUUUCGAACCGACUUCGAUCACUAUUCCAUCAAAAUUGACGAUAUUCAGAAGUCGGUUUACUUCAACUUUAUCUUAUUAUCAACUCUUACCGCAGGCAUCAGGUCAGAUUCGAUCUUCGCAUAUACUGGCUCGUUCACGACGACUAGAGCAUUUAUCAGGGGUGCCUUCAAUGUUUCUCAGCUAUCCUUCGGUACAACCUUCGGACCCAUCGACGUUUCCGUCGGCCAUCCUGUUACGGGUUCAGACCUUACAGGACUUCCCUUGGGCGGCAAUAAUAACCCUAUGCAAUCAACCUUUUCCAAUGAUGCUCGGGCUACAGUCGAAUCCUACAGUGCUAGUGCCUACACCAACGAUGGGCCCAUCACCGUUUAUUACACGAACGCCCCAGCCAACUCUGUUCAAAGCUUUGUCGCGCAAACCUCGGGUUCACCCGUCACGGUAUCGAUGAGCAAUGCAUAUGAAGGUAGUUUCAGUCUUGACACCACUGGGGAUAACCCUAUCAGCGUGGCAGAACGUGGUGGAAGGGAUCCUUCAGGACAAGGAAGGGGGCGUAUUGUGAAUGUCAGCGCACCGAGCGGCAUGACUCACAGGGACGGCGAAGCGCAUUGGGAUAUUGUUGGGCCAGGCUGGGCAGGAAGCAGCAUACAAAUCCGAACAGAUAGGGCACCCAUAUGGCUUACCGUCUGAGCUGUCAGAUGCAGGUCAACCCUUCGUCCAUUUGCAAGGUUACUGUCUCGAGGUUCCUAUCUCAAAUUCUUGGUAUCUUUUUCUGUCAUCUUGUUGUACUAUUUUUCGCCCAAAUAUGUUGUAACAGGCCCCACAAAGAAUAAAAGUCAUUUAUUUUA
Molecule: messenger RNA, 1430 nt
Organism: Serpula lacrymans var. lacrymans S7.9
Lineage: Eukaryota; Fungi; Basidiomycota; Agaricomycetes; Boletales; Serpulaceae
Exons: 5
Coding region: 1-1272 (423 amino acids)
Source: RefSeq, a predicted model, not a curated record